Molecule: messenger RNA, 510 nt
Organism: Notothenia coriiceps (black rockcod)
Lineage: Eukaryota; Metazoa; Chordata; Actinopteri; Perciformes; Nototheniidae
Product: golgin subfamily A member 5
Exons: 3
Coding region: 13-273 (86 amino acids)
Biological process (GO): Golgi organization; retrograde transport, vesicle recycling within Golgi
Cellular component (GO): Golgi membrane; Golgi cisterna
Source: RefSeq, a predicted model, not a curated record
AACUUUCUUCCCAUGUGUUGUAUCUCAGCAGCUCGUCAGAGAAACGCCCCGGUUCUCUUCAGUGAUCAGGAGAGUCCCGGAGUUUACGGAAAAGUACGGAAAGCAGCGAGCUCCAUCGACCGGUUCAGCAUCAGACUGGGUAUCUUCUUGAGGCGUUACCCAAUGGCCAGAGUUUUCGUUAUCCUCUACAUAGCGCUGCUGCACCUCUGGGUGAUGGUGGUGCUCCUGACGUACACUCCAGAGAUGCACCCCAGCCACCCUGAUGGAAGAUAAAAGGAUUUUAAGAGUUGGUUAUUCUCCCUUCGCUGUGAGGAUGGUAUAAGCUGCUGGAUUUUGGGCUCUGGGUCCUGCCUCUCCCUGUUUUGCACAGAAAUGCUAUGAAUUAAAAGACAUUUCCUCCGAUGUAUUCUUUAUUUUUUACAAGUGAAGAUCGAUAGCUGACAUUGAGUUUUAAAAUAAUUAAUUACAGAGGGAUUAUGUGUUAUGUGGAUGGUCUUCUGAAAGGAUAUU